Messenger RNA from Cryptomeria japonica (Japanese cedar), 1065 nucleotides. RefSeq lists its product as uncharacterized. The record is from RefSeq and is a predicted model, not a curated record. The transcript has 3 exons. Bases 161 to 826 code for a protein of 221 amino acids. Lineage: Eukaryota; Viridiplantae; Streptophyta; Pinopsida; Cupressales; Cupressaceae.
UUUUGCGUUUGUAGCCAUCGAUUCUCUAGCUCUGUAGAGAAUUACAACUCUCUCAAAUGCUAUCUUGCAUUUGUAGCCUAUGCUCUCCUCUUCUAUAAAUAGCUAUCCAAUCACAACUCUCUCAAAUGCAUAGCAGCUGUUGGAGCUUCUGAUAGGGAAAAUGAGCAACCCAAGAAAGAAUCAUUCGGGCAACCAAGGAACGAAUACCAAAAAGCAUAGUCUAGAGGUCGGUAAAGCGCAUGCGAUACUACACCCAAAUGGCGAUGGCGGUAGCGAGGGAAAGAGUGGCAACAAAGGAACUGUCCAGCUGUAUGGAGUAAACUCUGAUCCCUGCAACGAAAUGUUGUCAGGAUAUCUAGCAGAGAAAUAUAAAAUUGAAAUCAAAUGUCUUGUAGGAGUGGAAGCAGCGUUCAAUGCUUUACAAUCCUUUGGAAAAGCUCCAGUGCUCCGGGAUGGAGAUGACUGGCUAUUUGGUAACGAUAUUAAUUGGUCAAGGGAUAUCAUAAUGCACUGUGAAAAGAAAUAUGAAAACUCAACGACAAAAGAUAUUGUGAACUCUUUUGAAAAACUGAAUUCAUUAUUUUGUCAGUAUGUCGUCGCCGAUUGUUGUGAAGUGCCUACGGCAAUGGAAAAUAUUGAGACGCAGUUGGUAACAGAGUUAGAUAAGUAUAUAAAGAAAAUGCGGUCCUUGAAAGGGAAGCCUCCCAGCCUUGUUGAGCUAAUCCGUCGUUCAAUUCUUAAAUUUAUAGAUGACGUUUAUACCAAAACUGAAGGCCCUCUGUUUGUUAAAGCGGGAGAGCUUAGAACUGUAGGGCUGACUGCCUGAGCCUUCAGUAUUAACAAAUCCUCUAUUUGUGUGUUUUGCAGACUUUAAAAAUAAUGGCAAUCCAAGAUUUCCAUCUUGUAGAACAGUGAAAAAACAAUUCCUCUUUUCAAAGAGGUUGGGUUGUCACUUUUUUUAAUUAUCUUACGAGAUCCUUAGUCCCGUUGUAAUUUGGAUUAAGGAUGGGACUUACAACUCUUAAAAUGUUAUGGUGUGUUGUGAUUAUAAACUUAUUAUUAUUA